AUGUUUUUACGUCUUCGUCGACGGCCUUUAUAUAUUUAUUUUAUUGAUGAUAAUGAAACAAAUGAGGAAAAUCUUCUUAAUACAUCAAAACCUCAAAAUGUAAAUUAUCAAAUGACAAAUGCACAACGACCAUCCGUUCAUUCACCAAAUUUCGAACAAGAUGAAUUACUAAACGACGAUCGACAUGAACGUACUGGUUCUGUUAAAUUUGCUGAUCAAGCUGAAGCAAGCAAAGAAAGUUCAUUACAGCGACAUAAUACUCCACAUCCAAAAGAUUUACGAACAUGGAAAAAUAAAAUGGCAAAAAAGUAUCAAACUGAUGGAAAUUUACUUCAUCAUGAUCAUCAGCAUCCAUUUCAGCCAAAUGCUCAUGGACAUAGUGAUUUCAAACGUUCAUCUAUUUCAUCAAAUACAUCAGGAUCACAACUGAAUCAAACUACUACAGAUUCACCAAAUAUUGCACAAGAAUCAAUUAAUUAUAUUCCACCUGAUUUAUCUUUAGAUGAUCGUCGUCAUUCUAAUAAUGAAUAUGAUGAUAAUGAAAUGAACUAUUUUGAAAAACAUGUUGAAUUUACAGAUGAUUUGAAUAAUGAUAAUAAUAUAAAAGAAACAUCUAAUCAACAAAAACUUCAUCGACGUGAUACACCACAUCAUUUAAAAAAUAAACGUAUUAUUAAUAAAAAUGAUGAUCCAUUUGCAAUUGAUCAAAUUAUGUCACAUAGUCCAACUAAAUCAUCAAUAACAAGUGGAGGAAAAGAAUCGAUAUCAUCAUCUGUACAAAAUAAUACUCGAUCAAUGACAGUUCAUCAUGAACAAAUAGUAUUAAAUGUUCAUCGGUCACCUAAUACUGGUCUUGGUAUUAGUAUUGCUGGUGGAACUGGCUCUGCAGCUUACAAAGAUAAUGACUAUGGUAUAUUUUUAACUAAAGUCACUGAAGAAGGUCCAGCAGGUCAAGCUGGUUUACUUGUUGGUGAUAAACUAAUAUCUGUAAAUGGAAUAUCAUUAAUAAAUUCUGAACAUGGUAAAGCUGUAUCUGCUUUAAAAAAUGCCGGUGAUAAUAUUGAAAUGAUUGUAAUACGUGAAAUUUUACAACCAUCUGAUGAUAAUUUAAUAAAUAAUGAAAGUUCUUCAACAAAAGAAAGUGAAAAAUAUGCAACAAUAAUUCAACGUAAUGAUAAACAAGAUGAACAAUUUGGUUCUUCUACUGCUGAUGACAAUCAAAUAACAACGACAAAUGGAAAUGAAAAUAUUUAUAUAUCAAAAAUCAACAAUCAAGAUACAAGAAAUUCUUUAUCUAUUGGUGAUCAUCGUUUAUCAAUAAAUGAUCAUGUUGCAACUAAUAUAAGUCAUGAACAAGCUAUUGAUGCUAUGAAUAAUGGAAAAAAUAAUGUUGAAUUAACAAUUUAUCGAGAACAAAUUACUAAUGGAAAUUCGAAUUCAUCAUCAACAAUCAUUGAUAAUACAGUUGAAGAAGUACAUGUAGAGAAAGGAAAUGGACCAAUGGGUUUAAGUAUUGUGGGUGGUACUGAUCAAGCAUGUCCACCAUUUGGUAUUGAACAACGUGGUGUUUUUGUAUCAAAAAUUCUUCCCAAUGGUUCAGCUUCUCGAACAAACCUUCGAAUUGGUGAUCGAAUAUUAAAAGUAAAUAAUCGUGAUGUAUCACAAGCAACACAUUUAGAAGCUGUACAAGCACUUUUACAACCUACAAAUGAAGUUAUUUUACUUGUAUGUCAUGAACCACAACCAUCAGGAUUAAAAGAAGUAACAUUAACAAGACAAUCAAAUGAGCCACUUGGUAUUCGAAUAAAUGGUGGUGUUGAUGGUAAACAUAUAAAUCCAGAUGAUCCAGAAGAUGAUGGAAUAUUUGUUACAGAAGUAAAAGAUGGUAGUCCAGCAUCGGGUAUUCUAACAGUUGGUACACGAAUACUAGAGCGAUGGUUUUGUUUAUCAGAUAAAUCAUCAUUUUUAAGUAAUACAUCAUCAUCAUCACUAUCGACACCUGUUGAUGAUGUUUCAAUAAAAGAUUAUUGUGAAACAAGUUUAGACGAUAUUGUACAUUUAAAUGGAAUAAUAACAUUUGAAGAUUUAUCAAAACAUAUCAAACAUUCAAAAUCAAGUGGAUAUAUAAAAAGAAAAAAACAUUGUUUAAAAAAACGUAAAAAAAGACGAACAAAAUCAUGUUGUCUAUUAACAUUAUGUAGUUCAGCGAAGAAAAAUUUGAAUCGAAAUAAAAAAGAUGUUACAUUUACUAAACAAAUUUUUGCUCCAAUUGUUACAUUAAAAGAUUUGAUAUCAAGUUCAUUUUCUUUAUCAUCAUCAUUAUCAUUACCAAAUGAUGAUAAACCAGUUGCACCAUUACAUGAUUCACCAUUAUCUUCAACAAUAGUGAAUGAAACACCACAAUCAUCAUGUAAAUCUUUAAUAUUUGAUCCACCCUUAUCAAUAAUUUCAACACCAAAAUCUUUUCUUGUACAUUCUUAUACAUCUGUAUCAAAUUAUCAUAUAAAACCAAGUAUGAAUGUACGUCAACAUUCGCUUGAAGAAGAAAUUCAUAAUGAAGAAUGUAUUUAUUGUUCAAAUGAAAAUGUUUUAUCAUUAAAAAUUGAUUCAAAUAAUAAUAAUAGUAAUAAUAAUAACUUUGAAAAUUUAUCACUUCAAUCAAUAAAUCUUUUACAUGCUAUUGAAAUGUAUUUAUCAUCAAAUAAUUCAUCCUAUGAAUUAUUUGAUUUAUCAUCAAUAUCAUCUGAACAACAUGUUACAGUACAAGAAACAAAACAAUUAAAUUUAUGUGAAAUCAAUGAAAUUAUUUAUGCUAUUCAUUCUGAUAUUGAAAAUGAUAAUGAACGUAAUGAAAUACUUGAUUCUCUUGCAACAUCAUUACGAGAAGUAGCUGACGAAACACCACUUGUUAGACAAGAACAACAAGCAAUAGUUGCUCCUGCUGAUUUACCAGAACAACCUCCUAGAUUUGGUCAGAUUUUAGUUCGAGCGAUUAUUUUAUUUGGUGCUCAUUUGGAUGAUGCUCAAAAAUGGCUUAGCAUGCCAAAUGAAAAUAUUAAUUUACUUAUUUGUCAUGGAUUUAAAUCAAAAGAAUUGACUUCUGUGAAUAGUCCAAUUUAUAAUAAAAAUAAUCAAACGAAACCAAAUGAUGCUAUAUCACCUGCAGUUCCUACUCGGUCUAUAUUAACACAACAACAGAUUUCACCGAUAUUAUCAACAAAACCGAAUGGAGUAUUAAAUUCAUCAUCUUCGAAAAAUGUAUCAAUAUCACCGAAAGUGAUUAGUCCAAAUUCUCAACCACCACCACCACCACCACCUGUUCCUGUUAAACCAAAAUUUCAUCCAUUGAAUGCACAAUUUGUACCAUUUAAUGGUGAUAAUCAAAUAACAACAACAACAACAACAAUGAAAUAUCCUUCAUCUUCUCCACGAAUACAACCACAAAAUGGUUUUGAAGUUGAUGAUCUUGAUAUAUCUGUAAAUGAAUCAGAAAAAUCUUUUAAUGAUAAAAAAAAAUUUUUUGAAAGUGGUUUUAAAGAGUCUGGACCAAAACCAAAACCUCGACAAUUUAAAUAUAUUAAUGAACAUGAAUUAUUACAAAUGAAACGAGAAGAAGGUAAAUUUUAUACAAUUGUUCAAGUUCUUAACAUCAUCUAA
This is a messenger RNA of Rotaria sp. Silwood2, 3657 nucleotides long. NCBI's taxonomy places the organism in Eukaryota, Metazoa, Rotifera, Eurotatoria, Philodinida, Philodinidae. The record is from the annotation of a GenBank genome assembly.